CAAAUAACUCCGCCGACUCAAUUUUUUAUCCAAUUCCUAUUUCUCCUCGUGUUCUACUGCAACUUCCCUCCCCCUACUACAUGCUUACUGAACGCGUUUCAAGCCUCUUUCUCAACCUCUCUCUCUCUCUCUCUCUUUAUUUAUAUAUAUAUUUGCAUACUAACAUUUGUAUAUCUACUUCUCAUCUCCCUCUCACCACCUUCUCCACAUCCCUGCAAUCUCUGUUCCUCCUCUCUUUCCACCCCACUUUCUCCACUCUUCUAACAUUGCAAUCUCUAUCAUCUCUCUAACCACCUCUCUCCCUCUCUCUGCAACCAUGUGGUACCGGGUUGCGAAUGCAUCCGAGUACCUCGUCAUCACUGGCUAUGGAAUACCCGACAUAAAGCUGGCGAAGAAGGCGUGGAUUCUCCCGGGCCAAGCUUCCACUGUCUUCGAUGUCUCGCCUGUAAACUACACAUUCGAGGUUCAGGCCAUGAGCGCUGAGAAGCUCCCCUUCAUUCUCCCCGCUGUGUUCACGAUAGGCCCUCGAGUCGACGAAGACUCCUCCCUCCUCAAAUAUGCUAAGCUUAUCUCUCCUCAUGAUAAGCUCUCUAACCAUGUUAAAGAGCUUGUUCAAGGAAUCAUAGAGGGAGAAACUCGGGUUCUUGCUGCCUCUAUGACCAUGGAGGAGAUCUUCAAAGGAACCAAGGAGUUCAAGCAGGAGGUCUUUGAGAAGGUGCAACUGGAGCUGAACCAAUUCGGCCUUCUGAUAUACAACGCGAAUGUAAAGCAACUCGUUGAUGUUCGAGGCCAUGAAUACUUCUCUUACCUCGGCCAGAAAACCCAAAUGGAGGCCGCGAACCAGGCAAGAGUCGAUGUAGCAGAGGCGAAAAUGAAGGGUGAGAUCGGUUCCAAACUGCGUGACGGCCAAACGCUCCAAAAUGCUGCUAAAAUCGAUGCUGAAACCAAAAUCAUCGCAACCCAGCGCCAAGGAGAGGGCAAAAAAGAGGAGAUCAGGGUGAAAACCGAGGUGAAAAUUUUCGAGAAUGAGCGCGAAGCCGAGGUAGCUGCGGCCAAUUCAACAUUAGCCUCAAAAAAGGCAGAAUGGGCUCGACAGGCACAGAUAGCAGAGGUGGAGGCGGCAAAGGCGGUAGCGAUUCGAGAGGCGGAGCUACAGCGCGAGCUCGAGAAGAGGAAUGCGAUGACACAGACGGAGAAGAUGAAGGCCAACAUGCUUAGCCGAGCCGCUGUGGAGUACGAAACAAAGGUUCAGGAGGCUAAUGCUGCAUUCUACGAGCGACAACGAACGAUCGAUGCAGUGCUCUAUGAGAGAGAGAAGGAGGCCGAGGGGCGCAAGGCGGCAGCUGAUGCCGCCCUGUACACCCGACAGCAAGAGGCGCAGGCAGAACUUAUCACGAAACAAAAGGAGGCAGAAGGGCUCAAGGCACUGGCAAACGCCCAAGCAUACCAUGUAAAAUGCCUGUUGGAGGCACUAAGCGGUGAUUAUCGAGCACUAAGAGAUUACAUGAUGGUGAACUCAGGGGUUUACCAAGAAAUGGCCAGGAUUAAUGCAGGGGCCAUACAAGGACUGAGCCCGAAGAUUAGCAUGUGGACUAAUGGCUCGGAGGUGGGCUCGGGCUUGGGGUCGGGUGCAGGUGCAAUGGGUCAGGUAGCAGGACUUUAUAAGAUGCUGCCACCGUUGUUAGCCACUGUUCAGGAACAAACGGGGAUGUUGCCGCCUGCGUGGCUGGGCUCGUUGCCAGAAAGCUCAGAGUGAGAGGUCUCAAGCUCGGUGUGAUGGGUUCAGAUUUUGUGCUGUGUUUUGACCUGUCUCUUUAAUAUUCCCUUCCCUUUUUUUCUGUUCUUUUUUGGGGUUUGGGGUGUUUCUUUUUAUAUUUCUGUUUGUGUAUGCUUUUUCUUAAACAGUUUUCGAAGAAAAAAAAAACUUUUUAACUUUUUUGUGCAGGGAUUUUUGCACUUCUUUACUUCUCUUUAUCAAAAGAAUAUAUUUGCUUUUAGUUUUCUAGUAUUUGUGCAUUAUUUUCUUAUCUUUUGAUAAGGUAAGAAUCUCAAAAAUCUUCUUUGUCCCAUCCUCCCUGGUUUCUCGAACUUCUUCCUUUUCUGUGUACAUAGUUUUUUCUUUAUUUAUCAAAAUAACUUAUUUCGCUUUUUAUUAUUGUGUGUAAAUUAAAGACCUUUUCUGUGUAAUUGAUGUAUAACUAGAAAAUGUCAUUUGGCUUUUAUUAUUGUGAUGGUUUGACUACUUGGGUAAGGAUUUCAAGUUCUGCUUUUUUCUUUGGCUCAAGGUUUCUUGAGGUUGUUUUCCUUGAAUCUCAAUAAAUAAUCAUUGAGAGAAUAGAGUGACAUCUUUUAUAAGCUGGAGGUUCUACCUGCUUUGAUGGUCGCGACCUUUAACAUUGUUUUGUGUUCCUGCUGGAGUACGCUAUUCGUGCUAUUUUAUCUGUGUCACAACACAUUUAACGGAUAAAAAAAC
This is a messenger RNA of Amborella trichopoda, 2473 nucleotides long. RefSeq names its product flotillin-like protein 1. Gene Ontology annotation, cellular component: plasma membrane raft; plasma membrane. Lineage: Eukaryota; Viridiplantae; Streptophyta; Magnoliopsida; Amborellales; Amborellaceae. The record is from RefSeq and is a predicted model, not a curated record.